AUGUUCUCCAGGCUGCUGCAGCGCUCCCGAGCUCCUACGAGCGCGAGCACGUCAUGCUUGUUCCAAGCAGGUCAAGACCAAGUGCGCGGUGCUGCCACGCUGAAGACACUCUCCGUGCGCAUGAGAGCCAUCAAGAACAUGCAGAAAAUUACGAAGGCCAUGAAAAUGGUGGCAACGGCCAAGUUCAAAAAGGACAUGAGGACUAUGGAGAACAGCCUGCCCUUUGCUAAUCCUGUGCUGAAUCUCUUCCAGCGCCUGCCCGUCGAGGAGAAGGCGGGCGGCGUCACCUACGUGGCGGUGACCUCGGACAAGGGCCUCUGUGGAGGCGUGAACACGGCAGUGGCCAAACAGGUUCGACUGGGCGUGACUGCUGAGGAGGCCAAGGGCAACGUGUCGAAGAUCGUGGUCGUCGGCGGUAAGGGCGUCGCGGCGCUGAAGCGCCUCUAUGGAGACCGCUUCAGCACCACCUUCGAGGAGUGCUCCAAAGUGCCCUUCACCUUUGCCGCCGCCUCCGUGAUCGCUGAGCGGCUCGCGGCCAGCAAGCCCGCGCGGUGCAAGGUGGUUAGCAACGAGUUCAAGAGCAUGGUCUCCUACGACACCGUCGCCAAGCACACCUAUACGAUCGAUGAGGCCACCAGCAUGGACCGGGGGGAAUGGACCAAAGCAAUGGACGUCUAUUCCUUUGAGCCCUCCAUCUAUGAAGUCUGGCAGGACUUGCAUGAGUUCUACUAUGGCUGCGUGAUCUACGGCUCGGUGAUCCAGAGCACGACCACGGAGACGGCCCAGCGCAUGAACGCCAUGGAGAACGCCUCCAAGAACGCCGGGGAGAUGUACGGCAAGGUUGAGCUACAGUACAACAGGGCCCGGCAAGCGAAGAUCACCACCGAGCUCUGUGAAAUCAUCUCUGGCGCCUCCGCUGUCUGA
Messenger RNA from Symbiodinium pilosum, 924 nucleotides. NCBI's taxonomy places the organism in Eukaryota, Dinophyceae, Suessiales, Symbiodiniaceae. The record is from the annotation of a GenBank genome assembly.